UGCAAAGCUUGGAUUUUUCUGAGGAAACCUCCAUUGGCGAUACUCGCUGUAGCCAUGACGCUCAUUGGCCUCUCAUGGCUCCAAACCACUCCGGCCAGACCGCCGUCGGUGGCGACGGUGGCCUCCGAUAGGCCCAUGGUGGAAGAAGCCAAGCAGAGCUCUUGUUCGGGCUUCUAUCGUCCUGGCUCGCAAAGGAGGGUUGUUUCCUCCAUUAGAGAGUUUGGUGGAGUGGGAGAUGGUGAAACUUUGAAUACCUUGGCUUUCAGAAGAGCUGUGGAGGAGUUGGGGAGGUUUGGAGACAAGGGUGGGUCUCAGCUCAAUGUUCCUCCGGGGAGGUGGCUAACAGGGAGCUUCAAUCUCACCAGCAAUUUCACCCUUUUCUUGGAGGAAGGGGCUGUGAUUUUGGGCUCACAGAAUCCAGAGGAGUGGCCAUUGAUAGAGCCAUUGCCAUCUUAUGGAAGAGGGAGGGAGAGGCCAGGAGGUCGCCACAUUAGUCUCGUCCAUGGAGAUGGACUCAAUGAUGUAGUUAUCACAGGACAUAAUGGAAGCAUUGAUGGUCAAGGGAGGAUUUGGUGGGAGUUAUGGUGGAACAAAACUCUAAACCAUACAAGGGGUCAUCUUCUUGAGUUGGUGAACUCAAAUAACAUUCUUAUCUCCAACAUUACCUUCCUUAACUCUCCAUUUUGGACAAUCCAUCCUGUUUACUGCAGCAAUGUCGUUGUAAAGAAUGUCACAGUUCUGGCUCCUCUUAACUCUCCAAACACCGACGGCAUUGAUCCAGAUUCUUGCUUAAAUGUAUGCAUUGAAGACUGCUAUAUAGAAAGUGGCGAUGACUUGGUAGCUUUGAAGAGUGGAUGGGAUCAGCAUGGCAUUAGGAUGCAUCGUCCGAGCUCAAACAUCAUAAUCAGGAGAGUCUCUGGCACAACUCCAACUUGCUCAGGAGUCGGCAUUGGAAGCGAGAUGUCCGGCGGGAUAUCAAAUGUCUUAGUCGAAGACUUGAAUGUCUGGAAUUCUUCGGCUGCAGUGAGGAUUAAGACUGAUCGCGGUAGAGGAGGAUACAUCACCAACAUAACCAUUACUAACGUCACAAUGAAGAUGAUAAAGAUACCGAUAAGAUUCAGCAGGGGUUCUGAUGACCACCCCGACGAUAACUGGGAUAGGAAAGCCUUGCCAAGAAUCAAUGGUAUCUUCAUCAGCAAUAUUGUAGGUGUAGGUAUAAUGAAAGCACCGGUUCUUGAAGGCAUGGAGGGGACAAUCUUCGACAGAAUAUGUUUGAAGAAUGUAAGCUUAGAUUGUCAAGGGAAUCGAGCCAAAUGGCAAUGUGAGUUUGUUGCCGGAAAAUCUGACAAUGUAUUUCCAUCACCUUGUGAUCAACUCCGAAGCAAUGUAUCUUCUUUGUGUCUCAAUUCAUAGUACAAAAUAGAACAGAGCAUUGAGAUGAUGUUACCUUUGUAAACCACAAUUUUUGCUUAGAAAUGAAUGAAAU
Molecule: messenger RNA, 1486 nt
Organism: Dioscorea cayenensis subsp. rotundata (Guinea yam)
Lineage: Eukaryota; Viridiplantae; Streptophyta; Magnoliopsida; Dioscoreales; Dioscoreaceae
Product: probable polygalacturonase
Exons: 5
Coding region: 55-1413 (452 amino acids)
Biological process (GO): carbohydrate metabolic process
Molecular function (GO): polygalacturonase activity
Source: RefSeq, a predicted model, not a curated record